This is a messenger RNA of Racocetra persica, 2553 nucleotides long. NCBI's taxonomy places the organism in Eukaryota, Fungi, Glomeromycota, Glomeromycetes, Diversisporales, Gigasporaceae. The record is from the annotation of a GenBank genome assembly.
AUGACAAAAGCAAAAUUUGGUGGAUCUGCUUUAAAACGACUUAAGUCGACGUUAAAAGAAGCUGAGGUAAUUGGCCAUGGCUCUCGCUCGAACAUGAGUAAAAAGCAGAGAAGAAAAGGGAAACCCAAAGAUGACAAGAAUGACGCUAAAAGCAAACUUGGAUUCUUAAAGAAUCAACUCAAUCCUUUCGAAUUAAAGAUUACCAAAACUAAGCAUAACGUUAUAGGUAGAAAAGUGAAAGGUACCCAAGGUAGACCGGCUCUGAAAAGACAAAUGGGUAUAGAAAAACGAAAGCAAACGCUGCUUGUUGAAAUGGAGAAUCGGAACAAAGUAGACGGAUUAAUUGAUAAACGAUUUGGUGAAGAUGAUCCAACUCUAUCAUUGGAGGAAAAAAUGUUGGAAAGAUUCGUAAAAGAAAAAAAACAGAGGCAUUCAAAAUCAACAAUAUUUAAUCUUGAAGAUGAUGAUUUGACGCAUUACGGCCAGUCCCUGUCUUUAAUCGAUGAUUUCGAUGAACCUGAUUUGGCAUUAGACGAUAAAGAGGAUACAGGCACAAUUGAUCAUGACACUGUCAAUAAAGGUCAUUUUGGCGGGUUUGAAGACGAACAAAAUAAUGAUGAAUCUGAACAUAAAAAAAGGUCUAAAACGGAAGUCAUGAAAGAAGUUAUCGCAAAGAGCAAAAUGUACAAGUACGAACGCCAACUUGAGAAGGAGGAAGACGAACGCAUGCGUGAUGAAUUGGAUAAUGAUUUAGAUGAAAUCCGAAAUCUCAUCUCCUUACCAAAACCAAGGGCCGAUCCCUUACCUACUCAAGAAGCAGCAUUUCAAAAUAAAUUAAACGGAUCUGCGACAGAGACAACUCCUAAGAUUUCCGAUAAGGACGACACGUAUGAUAGAUACGUACGAGAGUUAGCACUUGACAAACGUACAAUACCUACUGACAGAAUAAAGUCGGAGGAAGAAAUAGCUCUUGAGGAGAAAGAAAAACUUGAAAAAUUAGAAAUGGCGCGGAAACGGCGCAUGGAAGGAUUGGAUCCAGAGCCUGAUGAUGAUUCUGUCAAGGGCAAAAAACAAAAAAGAGCUUCUAUGACGGGUGAUUUGGAUGAUUAUGUAUCCGAAGAUGAUGAUGAUAACCUUUAUGAUCUUGAUAAAGGAAUUACUUCUGACGAUAAUAACCAAAUUUUGGGUGAUUAUGAUAACGAAGCUCCCAUCCCAAUUGUCGAAGGCGAUCAUGAUGAUAUUGAUUUAUCAUCUAACGUAUUGUCAAUGAAUUCAAAAAAUUUGGAUAUUAAGCAGGGAAUUACUAAAACUAAAAAUAAAGGUGAAUUAGCAUAUACUUUUCCUUGCCCAACAACUUUGGAAGAAUUCUUAAAAAUAUUACAGGACGUUGAUGAUGAGGAUGUUCAUGUAGUUGUGCAUCGAAUUCGUGUGUUACAUCAUAUAAAGCUCUCUAUAGAAAACAAAGUAAAAUUGGAGAGAUUCUUUCCGGUACUUAUGGAUUAUGUUCUACAUCGUGCGCAAGAAAAUUCUAUUCCCAUACUCCUUAUCAAUAAACUUGUUGGCCAUAUUUUUGACCUCACGCAACAAGUGCCAGAAAGCGCUACAGAUUAUUUUGUGUCCAAGGUUGUUGCCAUGGAAAAUAACUUGAAAAAAAGAUUAUCCUCUUCUAGUUUAAAACAUUCAAAGUCAAUGUUUCCCACCAUUCCCGAAUUCAUCUUAUUAAGAAUACUGUCCCAAAUUUUUCCAACAUCGGAUUUUCGUCAUCCAGUAGUUACCCCUACUUUGUUAUUGAUUGCACAAUAUCUGGCACAAUGUCCUUUGUCAAAUGACACGUUUAACUCAGUGGAAUCGAUUCCUGGAAUAUUUCCAUUUUCUGGAAAAUUUGUUCCCAUUCUUCAAAUAAAAAAUACAGCCUGUGUUGAUGAUGCUAGUCCUUUGGAUUUUUCUCAAUUAUUGGGUGUGGUGAACAGAAAUGAAAACAAUCGCUUAGAUGUCUUUGAUGAUGAUAUAUUUCGUAUAUCAGCAUUGAUAGCUACUCUGCAUUUAGUCGAAAAUUUUGCAAAAAUGUAUAGUUCUGCACCUGCAUUUGCAGAGCUUUUUAGUUCUGCAUUAAAAAUUAUUGAUGCUUACCCACUAGAUAAAUUCUCCAGAAUAAUUAAGACGAAAAUAUCUUCAAUACAAGAAACACUGGAACGAUUGCAUAAGUUUUCUAAAAAAAGCCGUAAACCCCUGGAAUUGCAACAUCACCGUCCUAUUCCACUUCCUACUUUCACUCCCAAAUUUCAAGAAAACUUUUCUAUUGAUAAGCACUAUGAUCCAGAUAAAGAACGAGCUACAUUAAAUAAACUCAAGGCACAAUACAAGAAAGAGCGUAAAGGAGCUAUACGAGAAUUACGGAAAGAUAGUAUAUAUAUUGCACACCAUAAUCUUAAAAAGGUUAAAGAAAAAGAUACAUUAUACAAAAGGAGAAUUAAUAGUAUUAUGGGCAUCCUUGAAACUGAACAAGGAGAGAAGAAGGCCUAUGAAAAAGCCAAGAAGUAUGGUAAAAUAUAA